AUGCCAAUGAUAAAUGAGCCAAGCCGCCGCGAGAGGAGAAGUUUGAAGAAGCGAGGGAACUUUUUGCGAAGUUCAGCCCCGCCGAGCCCCCCGGAGUUGAUCUUAUCGCGACGCUGCAUCUCCUCGUGUACGUCCGGCCUGACUCCCAUUGACUGGCUCCUUUUCUUCUCUUUACUUUUUUAGUCAAAAUCAAGAUUAUUAUGAAAUUUUUGUACUGGCGACAAUCUUUUCAUUACCGGGAAAAAGAUUGAAAGAAAUGUUUUUCGAAAAAUAUAUAUUUCAUGCGGAACAGGGGCCAAGUCGGUAAGGGUAGAAAAGGCUCCAUAGAAAUUUUCCUUUUAGGGUCAAAAAGGUUCCUUUUUGCGUCAUUUCAUAGGCUUUUAUGCACCAUUUUUGCUGCCUCUCCCAUUCUCCACCAUUUCUUGAGUCAAGUCCCAGAAAGAAUGAAAAGCUCGAUAAAGGGACCCUUUUUACUGCCUUUUUCGAGCCAGCUGGCUUGCUGGUAAUUCCAAAAUACGUUUGAGCGAUUCUUUUACUUAUUCUUUAUCAGGAUCUAACAACUUUAUGUUCUAUGUUUUCAACAAAUCGAAGUUUCCUCCUCGACACUACGAUCAAAGUUUGAAAAUGGCUCGCGGAGAGUCGCGGCUCAGCGUUCGCCUCUUAUCUCGCGUAUUUUGGGCCACUCGAGUGAUUGCGUAUCACUGAACUGAUAACUUGCAGGUGUUGUUGUCGCUCCAAUGAACGAGAUCGUCGGCUCGCCCUGGGCGCUUUCCCUUCAGGACCCAGUCGUUAGCGGUUCGUUCCUCAUUCCUCAUUCCUCAAAGCUUUUCAAUCAAGAAGAAAAUUCUUAAGCUAAUUAUAUAAGAUCCUGUUCGAAAAUGUUCUGGCUGGAGAGUCUCACUUUGGCUGGACGUCUAUAAAUUACGUUCAGAAAAUAGGAAUUUUCCAAAAAAAUUCAGUUUUCUCACAACAUUUGGACGUUCCAGGCUGUUUUUGCUUAUCAUACUGAUUAGAAGUCACUUAUCAAAGAGGACGCAACAUUUCUCUGAUAAUUACAGGUGAUAGGAGAACCAUGCUCUGCGACGUAGAAACGGACCCGAGUCGUCUCGAGUUUGUUGUCCAGGUUUUUUUUUUCUCUUUUUGAGAUAGUUUAUAGUCUUUUUUUUUAUAGUUAAUUCCGCACUAACUUUUGAAGUUUAAAAAAAAUAAAAUAAAAACCAUAGUAUACAGCAUGCUUAUUCCAGCUUGUCCCGAUUUUUUGAUUUUUUUUUUUCUUCCGAGCUACGAAACCUUUCUCUUUAACAAGCCUGCUUGCAUAGAAAAAAAGGAAAAUUCAGUUGAAAGAAAAAAGGUGAAAACUGGCGCAAAAUAGGCUUUAUAGUGAAUUAAAAAACUUUUUCUUGAAGUGUUCUAUUUUUCAGUUUUGGUUUCUUUAUAAUUAUAGCAGAGUGUUCAAUCUUACUCUAAAUUGAUUAUAGUCUCAAUAAAUUUUUUUAAAAUAAUUUGUUUUUAUUUUUUUGUGCUGACUUUCUUAAAUUAUAGUCUGUGUGCCACGACUUGAAAUUUCACCGAACGAAAUUCCGCUGUUCCGCUGCGUUUGUUCGCGAAGCGUUUUUCAAAUUUAAUUCACGCUUUCAAUUGAUUUUUAUUGCUGUGAGAACACAGUAAAGUAGAGUACCUUAAUAGAAGAAACCAAGGUUCGCAAAGGCGCGCAGCGGCACAGCGGAUUGUCGUUUGAUGAAAUUCCAAGUCGCGGUACAAAAACUUAUAAAAUAGAAUUUUCAGGCAGCUCUGAAGUCCUUGGAACGAAAACUGCGUCCAGAAACGAGCGAUGAGGAUGAAGAAAAUCCGUCCGAAGUGAUCGAGUUCCGGUCGGGCGAAUCCAGCGGUCCUUUCCCUAUCAAAAGCAUCCAGAUUCCGGUGGAUGGCCAUCCGACUGUCUCAGUGAGCCUAUCUUUGAAUGACACAAAAAUAUUUGAUCCAUUUCAGUUGAUAGAUUUGAUCGGGAACAUCCACCGGUUUGAAUACCAAGAGUCCGACCAACUUCUCAAUAGACUUUCUCUUUGUCCAUCGCCGCUGUUGGCGAACUGCGUCGUCGUGCUUUUAGGUCCUUUUUAUCAUUUUUGUGAAUCUUGAUUGUUCGUUUUAGAAGGUUUCCUUCAACUACUUUUUACCAGGGAUAUCCCAAAAAACGCGCCUUUGAUGGGCGUUCUCAUCGUGCAAAACGUGAAGAAACCUCCGCCUGUCAUCAUUGAAAAACGUUGGUAUUCCUCUCCAACAAAUUUAUUUCAUAACUAGAACUUUUUCUAUUUUAUCUGAGUGGAACACCGCAUGGCACAGCCUGAUAACAGCUGAUAAUCUUUUCACGAAACUCUGUUCGGUUCCAGGCUACACCUGUCCCAAGUGCAACGUCGCCAAAUUCAACAGCCUCAAAAACCUUCAAGUCCAUCAGCAGGUGUACUGUACAUUGCGGGAAGCACGAACUACACAGGGUGAGAAAUCCUUUCUUGGUCGGACUUUCGAGGUUUCGAAAACCCAUUUUUUAGUUACUGUAGGAUGACUGAUGUUUUGUUGUAGAUGACCCGCCAAUCAUUUAAUCGGCGUUAUCGAAAUGAUAAGCGAUCAGCCGCUGCGGCGCGUUUCAGAUUGUUUUUAUAUAAAAAACAUUACGUCAUCAUCAAAAUUUUGGAUUCUAAGCUUCAAUUUCAGUGUACGGCGUUCCCAAACGGGGUGGGGACCAAAAAGAUUCCGGCGCAAAAUUUGAAAUCUCAAGUACGCAGCCAAAUGGAGAGUACGGUAUUCUUCAUGCCGUUGAAUACUCAGUUUAAUUUUCAACGUAUAAGUAGCUGUGACGUCACAGUCCUUUUAUCCGUAGCGCGCACUUACUUUUUUUUGUAAAUUCAGAAACUUUGACGCCUCGCUCACCUUCCCUCACUCCAUUAGGAAUGCCGUCCGACGAUCAAAAAUAUCUUAUUUUUAAACCUUCUUUGUUUCCUUGUCAUCAUUCAAAGAAUAGACAAAAGAUAUUUAAUACCUUCAGCUUUUGCAAUGGAAUUUGAUGACAAUUUUGUUCCACAAUUUAAGACUAAAAAAAGUAUUUCGAAAAGAAUAAAUACGGCUGAUAAUUUCUAAAAAAGAUACGUCGAUUCAGUUUUCCUGCACCUGCGUUUGAACCUGAAAAAAUGUUUAGAAAGAAAAGAUUGUACAAAAAAAGAAGAUUAUCUCUCUACUCGCCUCGGCGAUCUUUUUCAAAAUCUGCGGCAAGUCGGCCCGCGGGACAGAUAAGCGCUAGAUUUUCUGGACGAUAAGAGCUUAAGCUCGAGAACCAACCCUGGUUUGCUCCUGAUUUACGGGUAGUCGCAACUUUUAUAAGAAAUUGAAACUUGAGGGAGAAGUUUUAAAAAAUUCUUUAGUAACUUCACCAGUGAGCAACGUUUUCUCUGGAGAACUGACUGACCAUCCUCACGUGAUUCUGCUCCCAGUAGCCUACCACGACUUCCCACAGCAGCAGCUAGUUCAGGUAAUAGAGAAAAGGUGGUAUAGUCUGUGUGCCACGACUUGAAAUUCCUCCGAACGACAUUCCGCUGUUCCGCUGCGUGCGUUCGCGAAGUCACACUUUCAAUUGAUAGUUAUUGCUGUGUGAGCACAUGAAAGUAGAGUAGCUUGAUGAAAGGAAAAAAAAUUUUAAGCGCAACCGAGGUUCGCAAAGGCGCGUAGCGGCACAGCGGAAUAUCGUUUGGUGAAAUUCCAAGUCGUGGUACACAGGCUUUAGAAUAAAUAAUUGGAAAUUUGAGAAAGGAAUCAAAUCUAAAUAAAUGUUCUUGCAGCCCAUCGGACCAGCUCAAACUUUGGUUCCGGUAGCGAUUGGCCGGCCAUCAAUCCCUCAAGAUCCAACAACCGCCGUGACGCCACUUCUGCUCAGGACUUCUCUCGGAGAUCCGCUUCCCACUGAGCUGAAAAUCGCACACAGAGACUUUUGCGUGAAGGUUCCCGUGGUUCAAGUCGAUGAACGGUGCAAACUUCCAUAAGAAUAUCUUGUGAACAAAGCUUUCAGACCCCUGCCCCAAGACCCCGCCACAACAACGACUCCUCUGGACCUCUCGUCCAGCCGGAAGAGAGAAGCCUUGGAAGCAUCAAGUCCAACUUCAUCUCCUCCUCCUCUCACCAAGGUAUUUUUUGAGGUCACAUCUGACUGAAAAUCGUUAAGUUACAGAAAUCAGGAAUAGAGAAGCCGUUCACAUGCACUUGUGGGGUUUCCUUCACCGCAGACGCAACUUUGAAAGCUCACCAACAAUUCUACUGCAAGAACUCGCAAAGGCCUACCUGUGCAAGUAAAGAAGCAUCCAGAAAAGUAUCCGGCCGAAGCUCGUUCUCCAACGACACAGAGAGAAAGUUGAGGUGCCGACGCGUUGUUCGCAGUGUGACUUCGAGCCUCAGUCCGUGUCUCAACUCUCAGUCCACGUCCGCAGCGCCCACCACAAUGUCAAGGCCUACAUCUGCAACAUUUGCGGCUACAGAGGCUUCAGCAUGCGCGGAAUCCGCACUCACUUAAGGUAUUAAAAAAUAUUUCUCUUCGCAGAGUACAUUUGACAGUUCAGGUCGCACUCACAGCUGGAAGGCCUCAAAUUCGACACGUUGCUCGAAAAACACGUCUCUAAAAUAACAUCCGAUGAGAAAUAA
Caenorhabditis auriculariae is the source of this 4680-nucleotide messenger RNA. The record is from the annotation of a GenBank genome assembly. NCBI's taxonomy places the organism in Eukaryota, Metazoa, Nematoda, Chromadorea, Rhabditida, Rhabditidae.